AUGUCGGUUAGCUUUUCCACCUUGGUGCAGCGCGCUCGCCCGGCGUCGAACCACGCGACCUCGGCUGCGUUCCGCGAUGUCCUCAGCAAGAUACCGCCCACCAAUGUCUCGACGCUUGGUAACGGCGUGCGCGUCGCGUGCGAGGAGAAUCCGCUAUCCAAGCUCGCCACCGUCGGCGUGUGGAUGGAUGCUGGGUCCCGCUACGAGCCAGCUGCCUACGCCGGUACGGCCCGCGUACUGGAGAAGUGCGGCUUCCUCGGCACGACGAACCAGACAGGUGAGCAGAUCGCGAAGGCUGUCGACGAACUUGGUGGCCAGCUAGAGGUAAACGUGGGCCGCGAGCAUACCUACCUGUACAUGAAGGUCACCAAGGAGAACACUGACCGCGCUGUGGGUCUGCUGGCUGACGUGGCGCGCAACGCUCGCAUGGGGGAUGCCGACAUCGUGAAGGCACGCGCUAUGGUGCUCCAGGAUCAGCAGCUGUUUGAGGAGCGCCCGGACGAUAUUGUCAUGGACAACCUGCACCGCUGCGCCUUCGACAGCACCCCGUACGGCGUGGGUACUCCGCUCUACGGUACCGAGGAAGGCGUGAAGAAGGUGACGGCCGAUCAGAUGCGUGACUACCGCGCCAGCACCCUCGCCGCCAAUCGACUCGUCGUCGUGGGCAGCGGUGGUGUCGAUCACACCGUCCUGGAGAAGGCUGCCAAGAGCUACUUUGGCGACCUCUCCAAGGCGCCUAAGAAGGCCGGCAUGGCGAUGCCAGAGUCCCGCUACGUCGGUGGUGAGUACCGCCUGUGGAAUCUGCGCUACAAGACAGUGAACGUGGCCUGGGCCUUCGAGACCUGCGGCGCUGCGUGUGAGGACAAUAUCCCGCUCGCCCUCGCCUGCGAGAUCCCGGGCUCCUUCCACCGUUCCCAGCACGAGCUCGGCCAGCACGCCAUGCAUCGCGUGCUGAAGACCUUCUCCUCGCUCGAUCACUCCACCCCGACUAACACCCACUUCAACGAGAAGUCCAUCGAGACGGCGAACCCGUUCCUACAGAGCUACAAGGACGUUGGCCUGUGCGGCAUGUACGUGGUGGGUCGUCAGGCGAUGGGUGGGCCAGGCGACGGUGGUGUGAUUGUGGAGGUGCUGCAGUACACGAUCGCGGAGUGGUGCCGUAUUGCGCAGAAGAUGCUGCACGACAACGAGCUCGCGCAGGCAAAAGUGAACAUGAAGGCGCAGCUGCUCUUCAACAUGGACGGUAGCGCUAACUCCGCCAAGGACAUUGGCCGCCAGGUGCUGCACUACGGCCGCCGCGUGCCGCUGACGGAGAUGUACGACCGCAUCGAUGACACCACCGGCACCAACAUCCAGGAGGUCCUCCAGCACUACUUCUACGGCCGCAAGCCCGUGUACAGCUACCUCGGCUACAUCUCGGCCAUUCCUAACUACGACUGGACGCAGCACUGGACGUACAAGUACUGGUAUUAG
Molecule: messenger RNA, 1473 nt
Organism: Leishmania braziliensis MHOM/BR/75/M2904
Lineage: Eukaryota; Euglenozoa; Kinetoplastea; Trypanosomatida; Trypanosomatidae
Product: putative mitochondrial processing peptidase, beta subunit
Exons: 1
Coding region: 1-1473 (490 amino acids)
Cellular component (GO): mitochondrion
Molecular function (GO): metal ion binding
Source: RefSeq, a predicted model, not a curated record